GAGGCGCAGGUGAGCGCCGCUUCCGGGGUUGGGAGACCACAUCGCGGCCGGCUCCGGCUUUCACUCGGUUGGGUGUGCGGGAGAUUAUGGCGUCUUCCUCGGUCCCGCCGGCCACUGUACCGGCGCCGACAGCGGCUUCCGGCACAGGUUUCGGCUUCGCUUCCAAAACCAAGAAGAAGCAUUUCGUGCAGCAGAAGGUGAAGGUGUUCCGGGCGGCCGACCCGCUGAUGGGCGUGUUCCUGUGGGGCGUAGCCCACUCGAUCAAUGAGCUCAGCCAGGUGCCUCCCCCGGUGAUGCUGCUGCCAGAUGACUUUAAGGCCAGCUCCAAGAUCAAGGUCAACAAUCACCUUUUCCGCAGGGAAAAUCUGCCCAGUCAUUUCAAGUUCAAGGAGUAUUGUCCCCAGGUCUUCAGGAACCUGCGUGAUCGAUUUGGUAUUGAUGACCAGGAUUACUUGGUGUCCCUUACCCGAAGUCCCCCGAGUGAAAGUGAAGGCAGUGAUGGUCGCUUCCUUAUCUCCUAUGAUCGGACUCUGGUCAUCAAAGAAGUAUCCAGUGAGGACAUUGCUGACAUGCAUAGCAACCUCUCCAACUACCAUCAGUACAUUGUGAAGUGCCAUGGCAACACACUGCUGCCCCAGUUCCUGGGGAUGUACCGGGUUAGCGUGGACAACGAAGACAGCUACAUGCUUGUGAUGCGCAACAUGUUUAGCCACCGUCUCCCUGUGCACAGGAAGUAUGACCUCAAGGGCUCCCUGGUGUCCCGGGAAGCCAGCGAUAAGGAGAAGGUUAAAGAAUUGCCCACCCUUAAGGAUAUGGACUUUCUCAACAAGAACCAGAAAGUUUAUAUUGCUGAAGAGGAGAAGAAAGUCUUUCUAGAGAAGCUAAAGAGAGAUGUGGAGUUCCUAGUGCAGCUGAAGAUCAUGGACUACAGCCUUCUUCUGGGCAUCCACGACAUCAUUCGCGGCUCUGAACCGGAGGAGGAGGGGCCUGUGCGGGAGGAGGAGUCAGAGGGGGAUGGGGACUGUGCCCUGACCGGACCUCCUGCUCUGGUGGGCUCCUAUGGCACUUCCCCUGAGGGUAUCGGCGGCUACAUCCAUUCCCACCGGCCCCUGGGCCCUGGAGAGUUUGAAUCCUUCAUUGAUGUCUAUGCCAUCCGGAGUGCUGAGGGGGCCCCUCAGAAGGAGGUGUAUUUCAUGGGCCUCAUUGACAUCCUGACACAGUAUGAUGCCAAGAAGAAAGCAGCUCACGCAGCCAAAACUGUCAAGCAUGGGGCGGGGGCAGAGAUUUCUACUGUCCAUCCUGAGCAGUAUGCUAAGCGAUUCCUGGAUUUUAUUACCAACAUCUUUGCCUAAGAGACUGCCUGACUCCAUGGUGACUGCUGCUCUGUUUUCCAGGUGGUAGGGUUCUGAGAGGCUUGGGGGAAUUGUGGAUAUUCUGGCCACUACUUCUGCUCUUUCUCUUUUGCUAACUUCAGGCUACAGGCUCCUUCCAUCCAAAUAACUCAGUCUUGUUGAGUAGGCUCUUCCUGGCCCUCAGAAAUACAUUGUCCUCUCUUCUCUUCCUUUCCUUCUCCCUUCCCCUCCAACAAGUCUGCUUGCUUCAUUAGAGUGUUACUGUUGACUCUCUCCCAAGUGCCUUGAUCUUUGUAAAAUGUCCUGUUGUUUCCAUAACAUAGGAGGAGCUGGGGGAAGGGUGUUGUUUGCCAUCUUCAGGACCUGACUGGACAGAUGGACCUGGCUCAAGCUGCUACUCUGGAUGCACUUUGCUGUGUGGGAUGAACUAAGAGUGUCUGAAUUUUGCUGAUAACUUUAUAGAGCUCACUGUGGCACACUUCCUUCCCGGUAGGCCCUGGGAUGGAAGAUUUUCAAAAUACUACAGAUGUGGGUGCAGGCAUGCACACAUACGAUGGGAUAUGGCCAAUCUUAUGCAGGUGGGGUGGAGAAUGGUGGGCGGGCUGGCAGCUCAUGGAGGUGGGACCUGUGAGGACUCUUGUGAUUAUGCAGGGAAUUGGAGGUCUCUGUUGAGGGUUGACUACUCUCCAGUCUCUUCCCUCACUCCACGUUCACCCCCACCAGAGAUGGCCACAGUGUUGAAUCCUGGGUGAAGGUGUUUCACUGUUGCUGCUCUUCACCAGGACCUCACAUCCCUCCUGGAGCUGGAACCCUUCAUUGGGGGUGUGGCCAGUUCUGGAGGCUGGGAGGAUGAGCCAGGGGUAUAAGGUUCACUCCCCAUGUUAAAUUUCCUUUCUUCAUGUCUAGCCACCCCUAAGGUUUUAGACCCAGCAGAAGGGAAUAUCUCUACCUGGGUUAACCCUGGUUAUUUCAAGAGAACGGAAGUCUCACAUGUGGGAACCUCCUCUACUCCCUGGAAGUGUGCCCCUAGCAUACUUCCUUCCCCUCUCCUUCUCAAACCCUUUUUCCAGUUGGAUUUGUUAUUCUGUUCGUCUUAUACUGCUACUGUGUCUCUCAGGGGACAGAUGGCCGCCUUUGUCAUCUUCACUCUCCACCCCCAGAGAGGAGUCAGAGCCAUAACCCAGCCCCCUCCAAAGAUAGUUGAGUUAAAACGUGAUAUUCUCAGAAUGUAGCAGACCCUGAUGAGCUGAGAUAGUGUACUCCCUUCCCCGCAAUGCCCUUGGGGCUCAGGCAGCCAUUCUUCUUGUGAUCCUACAUCCCCCCUGAGGCUUCUUCACUUCUCUAAAACAUAAAGAUGGGCACCAGCAAGUGGCCUGUGGGGUACAAAGACUCUUGCUCUGUAUCUGCCUGGACUGAUCUGUCUCACAAGAAGUCAUGAGGUCAUAAAGGAGAAUUCCUCCUGCCCCUGCAUCUUCUGCUCUAAAGGAAGUGACAAGAGGAGUCCCUAGUUAAGGAUUAGAGUCCCUAUAAUAUGUUCCUGUCAGGAGGCUGAUGGAUCUUUUUCAUUCCAACCAUCUACCUUUCCCCUGUUGAAUGCAAUAAAACUCCAUGACACCAGCAACUGUUGUUCUUUAGAAAUGGGUUUUCUGACCACGUGGCUGAUGUAUCAUAAGCAUUAUGGUCUUCUUCAUUUGUUGCUUCUGUUUUUUUUCAUCUUUUUUGUUUUAUUAAUUAAUAAAAAAGAUCUUGUGUAUUUACUCCCGUUGCUGUCACUAUAUAGAAAAUAAAUUA
Molecule: messenger RNA, 3143 nt
Organism: Eubalaena glacialis (North Atlantic right whale)
Lineage: Eukaryota; Metazoa; Chordata; Mammalia; Artiodactyla; Balaenidae
Gene: PIP4K2C
Product: phosphatidylinositol-5-phosphate 4-kinase type 2 gamma
Exons: 10
Coding region: 87-1352 (421 amino acids)
Biological process (GO): phosphatidylinositol metabolic process
Molecular function (GO): phosphatidylinositol kinase activity
Source: RefSeq, a predicted model, not a curated record